Molecule: messenger RNA, 336 nt
Organism: Parnassius apollo (apollo)
Lineage: Eukaryota; Metazoa; Arthropoda; Insecta; Lepidoptera; Papilionidae
Source: the annotation of a GenBank genome assembly
AUGGGGCUAGUUAUUCACCAACUUCAAGAAAGAUGGAGCUUCCCGUCUUACAUAUUAAGGCGAUUGGAGACUCCGGAUCAGUACUGGAGAGAGUUCCAAGAUAAUCAUAUCAAGUUGGUUGAGUACGAGGACCAAGACUACGCUUAUUUCUCGGAAAAUCACUUCGAAAAAGCAAAAUCACAUUAUACCAACUGUCAGAGAAUUUUCCAGCAACAUCUAUCUAUUGAUCAAGAAAAGAAGUCAGUUCUGAGACCUGCUACUCCUUUAGCCAGCGUGACUUCAGAUUGGCGUCCACCAUCAGUGACUGCAACAACGGCUGCAACAGUGGCCCCAUGA